ACAUAAUUAAGACCAGAGAGCAGCAUUAAGCAAUUAAAAUCACUAACAACCUUCUCCUUCUGUUGUGAGUAGAACCUUUUCUCUCUGAUCCGUGGCAAAGGAGGGCACAAAUACAAUCCAAGCGCCAUGGAAUUCACGGCAGCAUUAAGGGGGCUGAGUGUGUCGCAUAUCAUGACAUCACUGUCGAACACCUCCAACUGUGAGGAAGAUGCCGGAUUUCCUCUUCUGGCCAACCUUCAACUCGCCGCUCCACCUUCCAGGACCAAUGAGGAUAUGGAGGUGCAGAGUGAAAUGUUACCUCAGCCCACCACUCCAUCCCCCGGGGACCACAAUCCAGCCACCCUCACUCUCCAGCCCAAAACACUGCCUACAGAGGGGACCACUGAGGAAAUGGUGGCGCAGGAUAUUGUGGAGGACCAGACCAUUGGUGACUGUAUCCUCGAAGAGGGGCUAUUUUAUGUUGCCGGCUGGUUGGUCAGGAUGCUGCAGAAGGAUCAAGCCAUCCAGGUCUGUCAUCACUGUGAAGUGCUGCUGCUGGGCUCCACACUGCAUGAUCACAGUUACGCGUCUCCACAGGAGCACCCAUUUCUGGAAGCCAAACGCUUCACUCCCAACGCGAAUUUGAUGAGGCCUUCAACCAGGUUCUUUAAUGCGGUGAGGGAUCUGGAGGAGGCAUUUGGAAGAAACAUCAAUACCUUCUGGCCAAAGAGUGGGGUACGACAGAACCUUGAGAAGACACUGGAGGGAACAGAGGCCUUCAAAGAGUUCCACAGAGACCACCCGGAACAUGCCCUUUUAAUCGAGGAAAUCUCGAUUAAAAAAUGUACAAUGUGUAGGCUGGGGGCAGAGAUCCGGAUAAGAAACAGGGGCCUCUCUGCCAUCAACGAGAAAAAGGUGGCAGAAAAAAAAGUAUCUACAUUUACAAGUUAAUUAAUACAGUAUAAAUAAAUGAAUGCAGGCUUGUUUUUGACUAGUCUGCAACAAACCAUAUCAACCUUUCUGUGUCUUUUCUCUUGAAGGUUUUUUUGUUUUAACUGCUUUGAUAACAGUAGCUCGUCAUGUCUAUGACUGGUGUAAGUUACACAGAACUAUGAGCAUGUACAUGAAUGAUAUGUGAAUGUGACAGAGAUAAAAUGAUAAGGUCACAUGGCGCCGGGAGCACGAAGAUCUAUGCAUCUCGUCAAAUAUCGUUUAGCUUUAGCCUAGCUCCCAUUUCUGAUCUCACUUACAACUUUGGAUGGAUGACUAAAACAAUAUGUUAACAUUAUAUAAUCGACAAACUGUUUUCAUACACGCUUGUAUUAACUCGUCAGCAUCAUACUUUCACCAGUUAACCACACACUUUUAUUGUCAAAGCUUUUUUUUUCUGCUGACCAUAUCUAACGUUAGCAAAGUUCCCUCUGGUAAUAGUACUCACAGUGCUAAUAUAGCCAACUGAAGCAACCAAAUAACGUAUUUUUUCAAAAACGACAU
Messenger RNA from Eleginops maclovinus (Patagonian blennie), 1473 nucleotides. RefSeq lists its product as uncharacterized. The transcript has 3 exons. The record is from RefSeq and is a predicted model, not a curated record. The coding region runs from base 127 to 930 and encodes 267 amino acids. NCBI's taxonomy places the organism in Eukaryota, Metazoa, Chordata, Actinopteri, Perciformes, Eleginopidae.